CAAACGUCCCAUGUUAUACGAAACCAUACCGAACACCGUUUGCGCUCAGACCUAUUGUUACGAAUAUCAUAUCUGAGCUACUGGAAAACGACAUAAUUCGUCCUUCGGAUUCGCCGUACGCCUCGGGAAUCGUCAUCGUAGAUAAAAAGAAUGGAGAACAUCGUCUUUGCGUCGACUAUCGUCGCCUUAACAGUAUUACGGUCAAAAUUCCAUUUCCUAUGCCAAACAUGGAAGAGCAAUUCGCUCAACUAGCUGGAAACGUCUAUUUUACGCAACUUGAUCUACGUAUGGGAUACCAUCAAAUCGAGAUAAGUGAAUCGUCCAACCAGGCGUUUGUUACAGCUGACGGGCAUUACGAAUACAACAGAAUGGCUUUUGGACUCAUUAACGCUCCGGCAGUCUUUCAGUCGGUAAUGAACCAAAUCAUAAAACGUAUGGAACCAGGUGAGGUACUCGCAUAUUAAGAUGACGUAAUAAUCCCAAGUAAGACCUUCGAAUCUGGUAUGCAACGAAUUAAAAAGUUUUUCUCAAUCUUACAAGACAGUGGCUUAACCCUACGAUACGACAAAUGCAAGUUUCUGCAAUCCGAAAUUACGUUUUUGGGCCACAUAGUCAAUAAAGAUGGAAUAAAACCUGGCGAAUGUAAAAACUGCUACGCAAAACGGAGGCGAAUACAUUUAGUUGGGGAGAAGCCCAGCAACAUGCAUUUAAUGAAUUAAUCGAAAAACUAUGUAGCGAACCUGUUCUCACUCUAUACGAUUUUUCGGCUAAACACGAAGUACACACCGAUGCUUGUGCUUUAGGCCUAGCAGGAGUUUUACUACAGUUACAUAAUGACAAAGAUUGGCGUCCCGUUUGUUAUUUUAGUCGACACUGUACCAACGCUGAGAGUAAAUACCACAGUUACGCAUUGGAAACGCUUGCAGUAGUAGAAACACUCCAGAGGUUCAGAGUCUACCUUUUGGGAAAAUCAUUCCGUCUGGUGACGGAUUGCUCAGCUAUUGACAAGGUUAAAACGAAUAAAGAACUCAUUCCACAGGUGGCGCGCUGGUGGAUUAAAAUAAUGGAUUACGACUGUGAAUUUAUUCAUCGAGAUGGUAGCAAAAUGGCUCAUGUAGAUGCGUUGAGCCGUGCUCCAAAUUUACCCCCGGAAGGAUCACUAGAUGAAUUUGUUAGAACCAUAAUUUCAGAAAUCGACGACUGGUUGUUAACAAUGCAACUACAGGACAAAAUACUUGCCGAAAUAAUCGCAGUACUGAAGGGAAAGCGUCACAGUGAACAACUGAAGCAACUACUUAUUGAUUAUGUCAUCGAAAAUCAUCGCCUUUAUCGAAAAACGGAAAACACUAUCGCGUUUGUUGUGCCAAAGGCAGUUAGAUGGCGUAUUGUUAAAAGUUGCCACGAUGAUGUCGGACACUUCGGUCUUGAUAAAACCAUUGAGAGGAUUCAAAAACGAUUUUGGUUUCCAAAGAUGAGGAUAUACGUGAAGGACUAUAUUUCCACAUCCAUCCAAUGCUGCUACUAUAAGUCUAAAGGAGGAAAGCCUGAAGGUCGCAUCCAUUACAACGAUGUUGAACCAAAAUCCAAAAUCCCAAAAUCCAAAGGAUUGGGAUCUGACUCUUCAUAACCUUCAAUGGACCGUCAACUCGCAGAAAAACAGUACCACUGGAUUCAGUCCAAUUGAUCUCGUAUUUAAUUUCAACGCUAUUGAGCAGAACAACCUUACUGCAGCGAUACACGCAGAUCUGGAUAAGCCAUAUUCCAACGAAACCGUCACCGAAUUUCGAAGUCAAGCCGCAGCCAAUAUCGCAUCAGAACGAGCUAAAUGGAAGAAACGUUUUGACGCCAAACAUGCUAACCCCUUUGUUUAUUCCACAGGUGAUCUUGUAGUAGUAGUAGUAGUAGAAAACGAACCAGCCGCGACAGGUGAAUCGCGUAAACUGGAACCACGAUACCGAGGUCCUUAUCAAGUGGCCAAAAGCCUUGGAAACGAUCGUUAUUUAAUCAAAGAUGUCCCCGGCAUACAGGUUACAGGACGUAAAUACUGUUCUGUAUAUUCCUCGGAUAAGAUGAAACCCUGGUGUUCAAAUAUUCCCGAAUUGGAUGUAUCUGACGACGAAGAUACUCGAAUCGAGGGCGAUCCGAAUGCAGGAUUGGCCGAGCUGUCACCAGACAGUUCAUUAACAUACUGAUUCAGCCCUGGGCAAGCGACGUUAUGCUCUACCCCUGGUGUUAUCGAUAAGUAUCAAAGAGUUGGUAACAAAACGUUGACGAGAAAGGGUGCGAACGAAGAAGCUCCUACGAUCGGUGGUAACGAACGGCCACCACGAACGAAUCCAACGGCAUCGCCUUGCAAACGUCAUUUUAUUGUUAAGUCUCAAUUAGUUAAUAAACUUAUAUUAAUUAUCCACCUAAA
This is a messenger RNA of Drosophila willistoni, 2416 nucleotides long. RefSeq lists its product as uncharacterized. Lineage: Eukaryota; Metazoa; Arthropoda; Insecta; Diptera; Drosophilidae. The record is from RefSeq and is a predicted model, not a curated record. The coding region runs from base 1569 to 2192 and encodes 207 amino acids. The transcript is spliced from 2 exons.